CACCGAACCAUGCCUCUCCCAGAUGUCGCUAUACCAGUGGUCUACAUGAAGCAAGAGUCAGUCACAACAGCAACAGUACUACAGAGGUCAACUGCUCGCCAGUUCAAAGAGAGGAGUCUGAGGUUGUCUCGUGAAGAACUAGACAGCCAUGACAUCGUGUUGAGCUACGACAAUGGGACCACCUACUCUAUGGGUGAUGGGGAAAAGUUCGGUCAUCGCCUGGAGAACUGCAAGGAGUUGCUGGUCUUGUCUAGAGGCCAACCGAGUUCACCAGCAUGUAGUAAACAGACGUUUGACAUUGAUCCGUGGUUCUUCAAUAUACCCCCCGACAUCCAGAGAGUGGAACUAAAGGAAGAUACCGCCUGCCUCUUGGCCGCCUGUUUUGGAGAGUUCUGGGAAUCUGUCUUCUACCGUCUCGGCUUCAACAUGGCAGACGUGAGCCAUACGAUGGAGAGCUCGCGACACAACGAAGCGCGCGCUGCCUGCAGUCUGCUCUGUCAGUGGCACCAGCGGGAGGUCAAGGCCGCGACCUUCCAGGAGCUGGUCAGCGAGCUGCUGCUGCUGCACAAGUCUGGCGCCACCCACGUCGACUGGGGCAGGGUCAAGGCCGUCAUGACCAUGCACGUGGACAAGAAGUGACCCAGUGUUACAUUUUUGUUAUGUUGACGUCAGCAUUGUAGCACUGUCUGUCUACAUUAGCUAAAUUAGCUCUAACCAUUGGGGUCGCUAGGUCGGGUGUCACCCGGUGCGGCAC
Physella acuta is the source of this 754-nucleotide messenger RNA. RefSeq lists its product as uncharacterized. The record is from RefSeq and is a predicted model, not a curated record. Lineage: Eukaryota; Metazoa; Mollusca; Gastropoda; Physidae. Gene Ontology annotation, biological process: signal transduction. Gene Ontology annotation, molecular function: protein binding.